AUGGAAGUUUUUCCAGACCAGUUCAUGGAAUUCCACCCUAUCCACGGUACGAAUGUGCAGCUGGACUACACCGGGACCCAGGCCACGCGAGUAGAGAGCUUUGCCAAUGGCGUGUGCUUUAGCAAACAACCCUUGAAACCCGGAGAGAUUUUCCUCAUCGAAAUUGAGGACAAGGAGCUAGGUUGGUGUGGGCACCUCCGGAUCGGACUGACCGCCAGAGACCCGAGAGACUUGGAGGCGGUCCCUGAAUACUCAAUCCCAGACCUGACAGACCAGGGUGACAGCUGGGUGUUCGCCAUUACUCGCAACCACAACAAGGUUACGGAGGAAGUGGAUCCAGGAGAAGGUGGGCAAGACCUGAGGGAGGCACUACCUGGGGGUCAGCGACUCGGCCGAGAGGAGGUUGAAAACGAGAGCGACGCCAACAGUAAGCCAAAGACUUUUUUCACGGACUCUCAUUUGCACAUUGAGAAUAUUCGGAUCCCCAGAGACAAGCUUGUUGGUCGCAGCCGGCCUGGACGCUUCAGCCACAUUCUGGACGACUUGUACAAGACCAACACUUUGCCGCCGACAGCCAGGCGCAGCCGGAUAGGAGUUUUGUAUGUACCGAAAGGCCGUAAUCGAGGUGACAUGCAUAUUGUCAUCAAUGGGGAGGACAUGGGUGCUUCUGCAAGAGGCAUCCCCACCACAGAACCUCUUUAUGCCGUAGUGGACGUAUUUGCUGCUACUAAGUGUGUCAGGAUAGUGCAGGUGGAGUAUGGCUUCUCCUCCUUGCAGACACUGUGCAGAAAGUCUAUCCAGAAGCACGUUAUCCACAGAAUGGCAAUUGACUGGCUGGAGCUACCAGAGGCACUAAAGCAUUUCUGCAAGUACGAGUGA
Syngnathoides biaculeatus (alligator pipefish) is the source of this 879-nucleotide messenger RNA. It is a transcript of the gene neurl2, whose product is annotated as neuralized E3 ubiquitin protein ligase 2. The record is from RefSeq and is a predicted model, not a curated record. Bases 1 to 879 code for a protein of 292 amino acids. Lineage: Eukaryota; Metazoa; Chordata; Actinopteri; Syngnathiformes; Syngnathidae. Gene Ontology annotation, biological process: intracellular signal transduction. Gene Ontology annotation, molecular function: ubiquitin protein ligase activity. The transcript has 2 exons.